AUGCGUUUUCGUCAAUGGAUUUCACCGACAUAUAAAAAUCUAUAUGAUGUAUGUUUGAAUCAAGCACCAUUUUAUCAAAACGAAGUUGUCAAAGAAACUAGACCUGAUCAUAAUUAUUGUCGACCAUGGAUUGAAGAUCCAACACUGCCAACGGCACUUCCUCGAGUACAACUAUUUUUUAAUUCAAAUUCCACAAAUGACUCUAAUAUCGAUAUUGAUGAAAAUCCAAAAUCUCCUAUAGAAAAUGUCAAAAAAAUCUAUUGGACACCAACAAUAAAUGCAAUCAUUCCCGAAACAUACGAAUGUCCACAACAACAAUCCGAAGAAAAUCUUACUCAAGAACAAGAAACAUUUCUUGAAGAUGUUCGAGAAUUAAUCAAUGAAACGCGUAUUGCUGGAUUAUGUUGUGAAUCAAAUAAUUGUAAUGUUGUCUAUUGGCGUUUAUCUAUUCAUCGGAUUGUAUCUAAACUUCAUUCACUAUUGUCUCAUCAUUCAAAUUAUACAAAUUUACUUGAUUGGCUUCAUGAAACUGUAUGUAAAACAUUCGAUCGUAUAUCAAUCGGUCAUUAUGUAGAUCUAUUUCAAAUAUUAUAUGAUGAGUAUCCGGAUAUUCGUUCAUUAUUCAUUGAAAAAACUAUAUCAUCAUCAAAGACAAAUCUUAGUUCAUAUGUUUACAAUAAACUACUUCAGAAACCAAAUGAUCUUACCGAAGAAGUUAUCUAUAGUAUAAAUUUACCUUCGUCACCAACGCCUAUUGUUUGUCUUUUAAUUCCUGGUUUAUUGCAUGGAACUCAUAUGGAACGUAUUCAAUUUUGGCAGCGAAAUCUUUCACAAGUAGCAAUUGUUAUGCUUUCGGCAGCAGUCGAAAAAGAUAAUAAAUCAGAACAAGCCCAAAUUCAAACGGCUUAUGAAGAUAUAAUUACAAAAUUUAACGAAAUCCGUCAACUCUAUCCAAAUCACCAUAUAAUGUUUCUUGGUUGGAAUGUCGGUUGUAUUCUUGCAUUGAAAGCUGCACUGGUUUGUUCUGUUUCGUCAAUUAUAUGUAUGUCUCCACCAUUUCAAGCCCUAUCUGAAGAAUCAAAGAAUGAUUUUACUCAAAUAAAUGCAUCUAUUUUAUUUAUAACCGGUGAAAAACAAUAUUCAAAUCAAAUCGAUCAUUAUCGGCAACGACUUAAAAGCCGUAAUGGUCUAAUUGAAUUAGGUCAAUGUGAUGAUAAAUUAUUUAUGUCGGAAAAUGGAAAAUAUCGUUUUCGGUUAACACAACAAUUAAUUGAUAAAUUAAUCAUGGAAGAAAUGCUUGAUUUUAUUACAAUAUUAUCAUCAAAACCAAGUCGAACACAACACGAGGAAAUCGACGAAGAAAAUAAGAAGAAAAAACCCGAUCGUGUUUUUCCUAUUACAUCACCAUACAUAGAAGAUUCAGAAGAACCUUUUAUUUAUAUGGGUUUAAAUUCCAACGAUCAUACAUCAACAACAUUAACUAUUCCACCUGAACACGAUCCAAAUUCAAUAUUUUUAAAUAGUAUUCUUCCAACAACAACAACAACACGAAAACGCAAAGGUUCAACAUUAACAAACACAUCAUUAGAAAAUGGCCGUGCACCAAAAACUGAACCAACAAAACGAGGACGUAAAGGAACAAAAAAUUUACCACCACUACCACCAACAGACGAUAAGGAAUGGGCACCUGGCCCAGAAAAACGUCCUGCUAAAUCAACGACUAAAAAACAAAACAAACAAACACUACUAUUACCACCAGCAGCACCUCUUCCUCCUCUUCCUCCUCCUCCUCCUCCUCGUCCUCCUUCUCCAUCCCUGCCAACAUCAACAACAAGUAUACUAAAUACACUAUUACAAUUACCAGCAAAUCAACCCAAACAACGCACAAAUGAAACAAAUCUAAUAAAAACUAUUCAUCAACCACCGUCAUUUGUAAAUACUGUACUUUCAUCGAAUCCUUUUCAUUAG
Messenger RNA from Rotaria socialis, 1968 nucleotides. NCBI's taxonomy places the organism in Eukaryota, Metazoa, Rotifera, Eurotatoria, Philodinida, Philodinidae. The record is from the annotation of a GenBank genome assembly.